CCCGCCUCCCCCUCUGCUCGACUCAAUUGCGUGCACCCUCGCCUGUCCCAGCGUCCCCGCCCCUGUCUCCUGAAGUCGUCCGCGACCGCCGCCAUGCUCCCCUCGCCCCGUGCCGCGUCCGUCGUGACAGGGAUCCGAGAACACCCCAUGGAUGUGUCUGGGAUUCGAGGCCUCCCCCCUCCCUUCCCCUCCCCCACCCCCAUCGGCGAUGCCUGGAUCCGCGACCGCCACCGUCCAACCCCGGCCUCCGUCUAUGACCGCUCCGUCGUGGCGCAAGCGCUGGAGGCAUCCACAGGGGGCUACUGAUGGCUGGGACGGGUUCGUGCUCACCACCGAUGACUGGGACGUCCAUCGGGGGACCUUCCUAGCGUGGAUGGUGUCUUCACAAGGAAACGGCAGCUCGCUGGUGCUGCUGAACACCCGUCCGGGUCCGGCUGCGGACAGCGCAGGCAUGGCAGAGCACCUGAAGCUGCACCUGGGGCAGGUGAGCCUACGGACCUGGUCGAGUUCCGCUGGCUGCUGGGUGGCCCGCUGGACCUUCCCGUCCGACUACAGAUCCAGCGCCUUCUUCUGCGACCGUUUUGGCGUUUGCACGAGCACCGGCACGUGUGCCUGCGUCGACGAAUUCGAGCCUUCGAAACCCUGCGAGUGGCAGCGCGGGUACUUUGUGGACGGGUGCACCACCAGGUCUCACCCGCUGAGCUGCACCGCAGACGAUAGUGGCCGCCGCCCGACGACGGAGCAGGACGACUCGUUCCUGCUCCUGGACAACCUGCGAGGGCUCCCUUACAGUUCCAUCCCCCAGCGGAGGGCCACGGCUGGCCGCGCUUCUUCACGGCGGCCGCGGCGUGGGGAGGCAUCAGCUGGAUCUGGUGGUGGAUGAAGAGCGGAGGGGCCCGACGCCGCGUCCUCUGCUCCUCGCCGCUUGACUGUCUCGCUUUCUACAACAACAUUAUUGCCAAGAACAUUUUUGAUGAUGUACUGCAUUCCAUAGCAGCAUUAUUGUCCGUAGCAGAUGAUGGCAAUUCGCUGCUAGCACUAGCUGAAGCUUCCUUAACUUGAGCGGGAAUAUCAAUCUUAACUGAAGGUCUGAUUGCUCGAAUUGGAGCUGCCAGUGAUUCCUUUGGGCCUUGGGUUUGCGCAUCCUUCAUCUAAACUGGGAUCACAGAUGGAACUGCUUCCUUCCUUGAUUGAUCUUGCAUGCCCGUGUGCGCCGUGGAGGGCAGGCCGGAGUCUUGGACGAUGCUGGCCGUGGCAGCCGUCGACAUGGAAGCCCGUAGGCAGUUGCCGGUGCCACUGCCAGUGCGACACGGAUCACGCAAUGCCUCCCACCAUGCUCGCGCCGGUGCCCACCAGGCCGCGCUCCAACCCCUUCCGCCGGCGCAGAGGAGCUGCUCCGCUGCUUCUCGAUCAGACUUCGGCGAAGCGGCCCGCUGAGUCGUCCACCUCAGCCUCAUCCUGCUUCUACAGUGAGGUGAUCUCCAACUCCUCCACAUCCCUCGCCCCGUAUCAGCGCCUGGAGAAGAGGCAUCGACGCCAGGACACAGACGCGGGCGAGGCGCGGCCGGCUGGCUCCGAGUGCUCGGAGGUGAUCGGCGGCGCGAGGGUGCGCCCCGCCGAGGUCGAGGUCUCCGAAUCGUCCUGCCCUGUCUCCGUGCUCGAGUCCGACCUCGCCUGCCCGAAGCAGCUCGCCGACGACGCUGAGGCGAUCGAGAAAUCCUCCGCGUGCGAUGAGCUGACCCCGUCGUCGGAGCCCGAUGAGGAGGAGGUGCUCAGUGAUCCCAGCCACUCGGGGUACUCCCCCAGUCCCCUGAUCAGCUCCCCAUUGACCGAAGAUGACAGCGACGACGCGCCCUCUGCGACCUUCUCCCUCUUUCUCGACUUCGCCAAGCAGUUCGUCCCCUGCUUGCACCCCAAACCGUGCACCGUCACCAGUUCCACUCUCGAUCUCCUGACGGGGAGGCGGUUUGAGGACUUGGACGACGAGGAGAGCUACGAGCGCUUCCGGCGGCGCGAGCGACGCGAGGCAGUUGCGCGCGACUUCACUGAGGUGUGCAGCUCCACCUCCAUACCCGACAGCUACCGCCCUCUCGUCGUGGAGCAACGUGUCAUCAUGGUGAACUGGAUCAUCCAGCAUUCACGUCUGAUGAAGCUCCAGCCAGUUACAAUGUUCAUGGGAAUUGGAUUGAUGGACCGCUUCUUGACACAAGGGUAUAUGAAGGGUUUGAGAAACCUUCAGUUGUUGGGCAUUGCCUGCAUCACCUUGGCUACACGCAUCGAAGAGAACCAGUCAUACAAUUGCGUUCUUCGAAAGACUUUUCAAGUUGGGAUCAAUAUCUACAGCCAGAGUGAGGUUGUUGCCAUGGAGUGGCUGGUUCAGGAGGUCCUCAACUUCAAGUGUUUUGUCACAACAACCCAUCAUUUCCUAUGGUUCUAUCUGAAGGCUGCAAAUGCUGAUGACAGGGUAGCGGACCUGGCAAACUACCUGGCCUUCAUCUCACUUCGGAACCAUGAGCAGCUCUCCUUCUGGCCCUCGACUGUGGCAGCUGCAGUGGUAGUUCUUGCUUGCCUUGCCACAAACAAGGAGUCCUCAUGCCAUUUGGUGACGGAGGUGAACACCCAGACUCACAUCAGGACGCAGGAUGAUGAUCUACCAGAAUGCCUAAUGAGCCUCGAGUGGCUGAUCAAGUACGUCUCGUGAUACCCAGAGCUCCCAGCUUUCUGAUUAGGAGCACGACAAGGACGAGGAAUUUGGUAUUGAGCUUGGCCUUUAGGAAUAACUGAACUUCUGUAUCGGGGGAUGUCUAUCUUUACAUCGGUUAGUCGCUCUUUUUAGAAGGACGGCUAAGGCUGGGCGUUGUUGUACUCGUUGAUCUAUUUGUUUAACCAAUGUAUUGCUGAUGGAUGAUAUACCACUGAAAUCUGUUGUUCUGGUGUGACAA
Molecule: messenger RNA, 2942 nt
Organism: Zea mays
Lineage: Eukaryota; Viridiplantae; Streptophyta; Magnoliopsida; Poales; Poaceae
Product: cyclin, N-terminal domain containing protein
Exons: 10
Coding region: 1169-2701 (510 amino acids)
Source: RefSeq, a predicted model, not a curated record